AUGUUGGCAACGUCAAUUAAGUUCAAAAAGGUUUUUCCAAGAGUGAAAGAAAGGGAUAUCAAUUAUCAUAAUAAUCCGAGUGACGAGGAUUGGGAGAAAGUGGAGAAAGUUUGUGAAGUUUUGAAAGUAUUCAGUGGUUCAACCAAACUCAUUUCAGGAAGUGAUUAUCCGACAUCUAAUUUAUUCUUGAAGAAGAUGUGUGCAAUGAAAUGUAUGUUGGAUAGUAAAAGUGAAUCUAAAGAUGAUUUUAUUAGAGUAAUGGUUAGGAAAAUGAAGCAUAAGUUUGAUAAAUAUUGGGGGGAAUGUAAUGUGUUGAUGUCUGUGGCUGCUGUAUUGGAUUCUCGGUUGAAAAUGAGGGUUAUUCAGUGGGCAUUCCCUAAGAUGUAUUCUGAGGCAGAAGGACGGACAAAUAUGGUGACGGUCUGGGAUGUAUUGUAUGAGUUAUAUGGGGAGUAUGUUCAAGCUAACCAAGGUGUGACUAUCGCCCGUGCUUCUACAUCACAAGGGGAUGGACAUGGAGCCAUUGAUGAGGUGGCUAUGGUUGAGGGAGCCAAGGCCUGUGAUGAUUUUAGCACUUUUCUGGACAUGGUUGAAACUGUUAAGCCUAGUCAGUCUGAGUUGGACUGUUAUUUGGGAGAGGGAUGCCAUAAGUGUGUGGGGGAUCAUGACUCAUUCGAUGCCUUACAGUGGUGGAAGGCAAAUUCAACCAAUUUUCCUAUAUUGUCUAGGAUGGCUCGAGAGAUACUAGCCAUCCCGAUUACUACGGUUGCUUCAGAGUCUGCAUUCAGUGCUGGGAGCAGGGUUAUUGAUAGUUACCGAGCUUCUUUGUCACUAGCUAUGGUGGAGAUGUUGUUAUGUGGAUGUGACUGGUGUCGCACUUUGAAUGGAUUGAAGAAAGGGUGCAAAAAAGAGGAGGAUGAAAAUCACUUGGAGAUUCAGCUUCCUGUUCUAUCAGGUGAUGGGAGUCAGCAGAUUGCUUGA
Messenger RNA from Pistacia vera, 981 nucleotides. Its product is annotated as zinc finger BED domain-containing protein RICESLEEPER 2-like. The record is from RefSeq and is a predicted model, not a curated record. The transcript is spliced from 2 exons. Gene Ontology annotation, molecular function: DNA binding; protein dimerization activity. Bases 1 to 981 code for a protein of 326 amino acids. NCBI's taxonomy places the organism in Eukaryota, Viridiplantae, Streptophyta, Magnoliopsida, Sapindales, Anacardiaceae.